GGAACAAGGAACAAACAAAUUCAAAAUGAUGUUUAUUUGCUUUCGAUUUAAUAAAUUUUCGUAUGCUGAUAAACCGUGGAAUACCGCUGUUAUAACGAUAUUCGGAUUAGCUCUUCAUAUAUUAGGAUGGGGCAGUCUCAGUGAAGAUAAAACUGUUCAUGCAACACUAUCAUCGACAAUAUUGUUGCUAGCAGUUUUGUUUUUUCUGUGUCACAUUCAGUGGAUUUUAACUGAACCAAUAUCUGAAGUUGCUCAACAUGCUACUCACAUUGUGCGUACGGUGUCAUAUUGGCUGAUAUGUGACAUUAUCAUUGAUAACUUUUGGAUGCCGUAUUUCAAUUAUGUGUGCGGAUCUACUUUGCUAGCUCUUACGAUCCUAAUGAUAUCCUUACGCCUAACCGGUGUCACUGAGGAAGUGGAAAUUACGAUAUCAACGGACUCUGUACCUUCUCCACAUCCUAGUGAGUUUUUAAGCAUGCUUGAAGAUAUCUCAUACAUGUCCAUGAACAUACCUGAAUACAAACCUAUAGACAUGCUUGAUGAUAUACCUGUAGAUAUAGCAAUAGAUAAACUUCCAUAUAUAUUUGAAGAUUCACCUGUAAAUAUGUCUGCAGACGUAAUUCCGGAUAUACUCCAAGACACACCUUUAGACGAACCAUUAGACAUAUCUUUAGACGAACCUUUAGACAAACCGUUAGACACACCUUUAGAUAAACCUUUAGACAAAUCUUUGGUUGACAACAAACAAAUAUCAUUCGAAACUGAAAGAAGAGAUAACUCAUCAGUCUUAACGCAGACCGAAGAUGUUGAGAGCAUCUCAUUGGUAAUAAUUAGUUAAGGAUUAACUAAUUAUUAAUGGAAGAAACAAUAAAACAAUAAGUAUGAUCUCUUGAUGAAGAAUAGUUAUGAACUAUAUAUGCGGAGCAGUUACCUUUUAUAUAAAAUUGAUAAACAGUAACAUAUACUAAAAUGAAAUAGAGUUAUAUAUAUUAAAAGUUACUAGUGGAUAAUGCCGUAUGGGCGUUAAUGUCUUUUGCUUAUAUAUAUACGAGUAUAACCAUGAAUAAUCAAGCUGUUUAAAUUUUGCUAUUGUGCUUUUAAAGGGUCUUCAUAUUUUCAAUUGUUGGAUGAUUUUAAAAAAUAGCGGAAAAUUAACACAAAGUGAAGCAAAAUCAUGGAUUCUUACAUUGCAAGCCAUUAUGUAUCAAAAAAAUAAUUGUUUGUAUAAUGCUAUUAACUAUACAAUCAAUUCAUAAACUUCUAACCUUAUAAAAAUAAAACUAAACUUGUACAGUUACUAAACUCUUU
Teleopsis dalmanni is the source of this 1308-nucleotide messenger RNA. RefSeq lists its product as uncharacterized. The transcript is spliced from 2 exons. The record is from RefSeq and is a predicted model, not a curated record. Lineage: Eukaryota; Metazoa; Arthropoda; Insecta; Diptera; Diopsidae. Bases 26 to 838 code for a protein of 270 amino acids.